UGUUUACAUUUUUGAUACAAACAUCAUCCCUUAUUAUAAUUUUGUACUUCAUGUUAAAGUUUCUUUGUUUGAAGCAGAUAAUUUGUUCAGUUAAUCUAUGAGCUAAUUAGACAACGGAAAAGAUGAAUCCUUUUUUGUUCUCUGUACUUUUUAUUGUGUGUUCAUAACACGGGAAGAUCAAGUAAUCGAAGAAUUUAAUUUGAUACCACUUAAAAUUAGUAGUAAAACUAACAUUAUUGAGUGAUAUUGAUGCUAUUCAUGGCUAUUUGUGACGGAAUUUAUGUGAUUGUGACUAGAAAGGGCUACUUUUCUUGAUAGUUUUUUUUAAGCUGAUGAUGGGAAUGAAGAGUAAAGUUUUGGGGAGGAGAAUAAGGUUAUAACUUUCAAAACUAGGUUUUUGCGUGAAUAGGAAUCUCGGUCAUGGCGUGCAAGCAUGCGACAUGAUGUCGGAUUUAGACUGGUUGUAUCAGUGGUGAAUAGUAGUUUUAGUGAAUUGGUUGGCUUGGAUGAAGAUGUGCUUAAUGUUGGGGUUAUUUCUUCAUAAGGUGGAAGAGCCUAAUUUAUUUGGGCUAAUGAUGUUGGUUAUCCAUGUGGGUUAUGAGUCUUAACCGAUAUGAGAAGGUGUGGAUUCUCUUGGAAGCUUUGGGGACUCAAAUAAGGGUUUAUGGUUUAUGAAUGAGGUAUGCUAGAAAUGAGUAGAAGACUUACAAAAAAAAGCUAGAGAGGUGAAGAGAGAGAAGCAAAGUCGUAGGUGUGCGUACCCCAUAAUUUGAUGUUAGGAAUUGUACAUCCAAACGAACUUGGAUUGUCACCAAAUUUUGGGAGGUUGUUCCUACAUCCCAUCCAAGAGCUUCAUUUUCAAUGGUUGGAUCGUCGAUCCAAGCUCCCGAAGUCUGAUUUCAGCACGAGAUGAUGAGAAGUGUUUUGACAUUGGCGAAAGAUAGUUGAUACAGCGCAGCUUGUUCAAAUUCUGAUCACUUUUACGCGAGAAAGGGGGACAACUCAAGCUUUUGGAAAAAGCAAACAGAACCCAAGCACAGAAGAGUCUUCGAGCGAGGAAUGAAAGAUCAUUGAGUUGUUUAAAUUUCUACGAUGUUUUUAUCAAAGGUUCUGAGUAGAGCACUGUUGAGGAGGGAUUUUUCAUCUUCUAAGUCAUUAUAUAUGACAAGCAUGGAGGACAAACUUAAUAUUCAGAAGGGGGCAAACAUAGUAGGUGCUUUGCCAAGGAGCUUGUUGUUUGUAGGCACUGCAUCCGGGGAAGAUGUAGCAACCAGCGGCAGCUAUUGCAAUGAAUGGAGGGCCCAGCAGCUUCUCAUGGCUGACAAUUGUGAAAUUGAAAGAAUCGAAAUGACGAGGAGAAAUGUAGUUAUGAAUGUGCUGAGCUCUUCCCCUUUUGUGCACGGGAAACUGAAAGGAGCUGUAUGUCCUCAUUAUGCAUGCGCUUUACAAACUCGUCACUACAGUUCCCUAUGCAAUGGUGAAUUCCCCAAAUAUAAGAACAAGCUGCUGGAAAGGAUACCAAAAUAUGUGAAGAUAGUAGAAGUGGGUCCCAGGGAUGGCCUCCAAAAUGAGAAAAACAUUGUACCUACUGAUGUAAAAAUUGAGUUGAUAAAGAUGCUUGCAUCUUCUGGUCUGCCUGUUGUUGAGGCGACUAGUUUCGUGUCACCUAAGUGGGUUCCUCAACUUGCAGAUGCAAAGUUUGUAAUUCAAGCUGUUCAAAAUGUACAAGGUAGUAGGUUUCCUGUAUUAACUCCUAAUCUUAAGGGUCUAGAAGCAGCUGUUGCAGCAGGUGCCAAGGAAGUAGCAGUGUUUGCUUCAGCUUCAGAGUCCUUCUCAAAAUCGAAUAUUAAUUGCACUGUUGAAGAGAGUCUCGCCCGAUAUCGCGAUGUUGCUAGUGCUGCAGAAAAGCUCUCCUUACCUGUCCGUGGAUAUAUAUCGUGUGUUGUGGGGUGCCCAAUUGAAGGAGCAGUUUCACCAUCUCAAGUAGCAUAUGUUGCUAAAGAGCUAUCUAAUAUAGGCUGUUACGAGAUCUCUCUUGGUGAUACUAUAGGAAUUGGAACUCCAGGUACUGUUAUUCCAAUGCUUGAAGCUGUUAUUGAUGUUGUCCCUGUUGAGAAGCUCGCGGUGCAUUUUCAUGACACAUAUGGGCAAGCUCUCUCAAAUAUUCUCCUUUCUCUCCAAAUGGGUAUCAGUACAGUGGAUUCAUCUAUUGCUGGUCUUGGUGGCUGUCCAUAUGCCAAGGGUGCAACUGGUAAUGUAGCCACCGAAGAUGUUGUUUAUAUGCUAAAUGGACUUGGCGUAGAGACUAAUGUGGACUUGCAAAAGCUCUUGUUGGCCGGAGAUUUCAUCAGUAAGCAUCUUAGCCGAGCAUCUGGGUCAAAGGCCGCUACUGCCUUGAGUAAAACGCUUAUUCAUUCAUCGAAGCUGUGAGAAACAUACAGUUAUCUAACUGUAAGCUAUUUAUACCUUCUCUUGGUUUGUUCUCUGCAUUUUGGAAAAUUUCUUCACUACCUGGAAUAAAUUCAUGUUAUCCCUCAUUUGAUUAGCACUACUACUUGGAGUCUCUUGUUUAUAUUCCAUAUUGUGGUGAUUGUAAUAGCAAAGAAUUUGUUGUUCGAAGUA
Messenger RNA from Beta vulgaris subsp. vulgaris (sugar beet), 2622 nucleotides. Its product is annotated as hydroxymethylglutaryl-CoA lyase, mitochondrial. The coding region runs from base 1093 to 2430 and encodes 445 amino acids. Gene Ontology annotation, molecular function: hydroxymethylglutaryl-CoA lyase activity. NCBI's taxonomy places the organism in Eukaryota, Viridiplantae, Streptophyta, Magnoliopsida, Caryophyllales, Amaranthaceae. The record is from RefSeq and is a predicted model, not a curated record. The transcript is spliced from 9 exons. Gene Ontology annotation, biological process: ketone body biosynthetic process; L-leucine catabolic process.